Messenger RNA from Pieris macdunnoughi, 444 nucleotides. The record is from the annotation of a GenBank genome assembly. NCBI's taxonomy places the organism in Eukaryota, Metazoa, Arthropoda, Insecta, Lepidoptera, Pieridae.
AUGGCGUCCACCGACAGUUCGACCUCCAGCCAAAUAUCCACCGUGGCAGCUGAUGAACACAAACGAUCAGUCGAUGAUGCUUUUCUGAAUAAAUUGAAGAGCCUCGUUGAACGAUUAAGGUUUGAAAACGCAACCAUGAAGAAGUCGCUCGACAUCGAGCGGAGCGAGGGUAGAGCGCUGAAGGCCCAAUACGAAAGCACUAUCAGAAAUUUAAAGACUGAAUAUAAAAAGAAGGAAGAUCUAUUAGAAAAACAAUUAAGAUCACUAAAUAGAACAGAAAAACCAGAAGACUCAUUCGGAUCUAAUAAACUCGUGGAAUUAAAACGGCUUACAACUGAAAUUCAGUCUUUAAAAGCAACAAAUAAGGGCCUUCAAGAAAAAAUCAAGGUAAGCACGUUACAAUUACGUUGGUUUAAGUUUGAAUAUUUUAAAACGGGAAAAUAA